AUGUGUUGCUAUUUAUUCAGCAGUCUCUUAUUCGUAUGUUCAAAAUUGAAUUAUCUUAUUGAGCAAUUAAAUGCCGGGAGCAAUAAAUAUUUUACACGCUGUCUGACAGUAUUACCUUCCCAAACAAGUUCAUUGGAUAAUAGCCGUGUUACAAUCGCAUUUUAUAGCCUAAGUGCCUUAGAUUUACUUCAAUACCUACCUAUUGCACUUCCAUACAAUGCAUCAGAGUUGAUUUCAUGGAUUUAUAGCUUACAAUUGAUUACGGAUACAGAUGUUUGUGGUUUUCGUGGUUCAUCGUGUAUGAUAACAUCUCGAACAACACCGAAUGCCUACGAUCGUGUACAUAUAACAAUGACAAUGGCAGCACUCAUCUCAUUGUUAUUAUUAGGUGAUGAUUUAGAAAAAGUUCAACGUAGUCGAAUUGCAUCGUCGUUGACUCAUCUUCAAUUACCAACUGGAGCAUUUUUAGCGACGCAAUUAUCAACAGAAAAUGAUUUACGUUUUGUUUACUGUGCAUGUGUCAUUGCUUACAUCUUGAACGAUUGGUCUGGUAUUGAUCGAGAUCUAUGCACAAAUUUUAUUCUACAAUGUCGAACGUAUGAAUAUGCCUUUGGACAAGUUCCGGAUGCUGAAGCACAUGGUGGUUCGACAUUUUGUGCUAUAGCUGCAUUAUCCUUGCUGAAUCGUUUGAAUGAUUUAGACCAUCAGGAUGAACUUGUUCGAUGGUGUUUACAAAGACAAACUGAAGGUUUUAAUGGUCGACCAAACAAGCCCGAUGAUUCGUGUUAUUCGUGGUGGAUCGGUGCAACGUUAAAACUACUUGGAAAAGAAUCUUUGAUUAAUAUUGAUCAAAAUCAAGCAUUUUUACACGCUACUGAAUCAAAAAUCACUGGAGGAUUUAGCAAAUUGCCAGAUUCAUCAGCUGAUCCAUUACAUUCUUAUUUAAGUUUAGCAAGUUUAUCAUUAAUGAACCAUGACAAAUUGAAAUCAAUUCAUCCUGCUUUACUUUUUUCUGUUGAUGUUGUUGAGAGACUUGAAAAAGAUCUACAUCUGAAAUGGACUGGUUGA
Adineta ricciae is the source of this 1068-nucleotide messenger RNA. Lineage: Eukaryota; Metazoa; Rotifera; Eurotatoria; Adinetida; Adinetidae. The record is from the annotation of a GenBank genome assembly.